AUGUCGAUCAAUAGCCAAAAUAUUACCAGUGUUGUCGAUCGGCUUCCUAAGAUCCGCUGGGCUGAUUUGAAUUGGGUUGGAUUGAGUUGGGUUGGGUUGAGUUGCAUUGAGUUAAUUUGGGUUGCGUUGAGUGGAAUUGAAUUGAGGUGUAUUGAGUCCACACCGGAUUGUAAACCCUUUAUUGACCGUAAUGAUUUAGCCGAUUUACAAUAG
This is a messenger RNA of Loa loa (African eye worm), 213 nucleotides long. RefSeq lists its product as hypothetical. The transcript has a single exon. The coding region runs from base 1 to 213 and encodes 70 amino acids. Lineage: Eukaryota; Metazoa; Nematoda; Chromadorea; Rhabditida; Onchocercidae. The record is from RefSeq and is a predicted model, not a curated record.